AUGGGAAUGGGGAAAACAAUCCAGGCGAUCUCUCUUGUUCUCACAGCACGCUCUCUCCAUAUGACAUCUAGUGAGCCCCACCAGUCCGAUAUUCACGGAUCGUCCUCUGCCUCGUCAUCGGCUCCCCUGCUUCCUGUGGCCAAAUCCACACUUGUCAUUUGCCCUUUGGUCGCAGUUAUCCAGUGGGUGGGUGAGAUUGAGAGGUACACUAAAGAAGGCAGCGUCAGGGUUCUAGUGUACCAUGGAGCCAAGAGGUUAGGCAUGAAUUAUAAUUUCAAUGAUUACGAUUUCGUGCUGACCACAUACUCGACCAUCGAGGGAGAUUUCAGGAGGAAUGUAAUGCCACCCAAGGAGAAGUGUCAGUGGUGUGGAAGGUUGCUGUAUCCUAGCAAGAUGAAGGUCCACCUAAAAUAUUUUUGUGGGCCGAGUGCUCAGAAAACAGAGAAGCAGUCAAAACAGACGAAGAAGGGAGCAGAAACCUCUAGUUUGAAAAAGAGACAGAGAGAUCUUCACAAUAUUAGGAAGGAUGAUGUGUCUGGUUUAAAAGCAACCUCAUCCAUAAUGAAUUCAGUUUUGCACUCUGUUCGAUGGGAUCGCAUUAUCCUGGACGAGGCAAGUACAAUAUAAAACAUCUGACUAGAUUCUGAAAUCUUCUAUCUAGCUUGAAAACUUUGUAGAUAUGCUAAUUGCUAUCACACUUGUGAAAGGUUACUAAGCAUGAUGUCUAAUGGCUUCUACACUAGUGAUCAUUCAUGGUGAGAAUUGCCGUUGAUUUUCAUUUGUUUAGAUAUUACGAUUGGUAACUCACAGGACUUAUUUAUUAAUUCUCCCGUGUUAUUCUGUAGUUUUUUAGCUGCAUUUGCUGCGUUGUUGAACCUUGUCUUCUCUGGACCAAGUUAAUAUUUUGGGAUUCACCAAUGAAGAUACAGAAUGUUUUGGUUGUUGCCAUGUUGUGUUAUUGGCGGACAGCAUUUUGGGGUUUCUCAAGAUUGGAUACAUGUAGCUUUUUUUUCAAGUGGUCUCAUUGUUUCGACUGAAUUGACAAUAGUGCACUUAGUUUCGUAGGGUUGCAAUAUAAAACGUAUCCAUUCCUUUGAUCAAGGACGGUUAUAUUGUUUCUUGAAAAUUCAAUUUAGAGUAGAGCACUGAGGUCAGUAGAAUCAAAGUUGCUUGAAUGUUUUUAAUCCAGUAGGGAUCCAUCGCUCCACCCUGCCUUCCCUUCUAACGCGAACAACGAAAAUUAUGGAUUUUUUGCAUUUAAUCCAUGAUCUUUCAGAGGCACGUUUUCUUUUGCUGAUAUCCAGAGAUAAAUGUUGGAAUCAUUCUGGUUACAGUUGAUUUUUUCACUGUAGAUAGUAGCACGGGAUUGCUUACACUUGUUAACCCAGUCAUUAUCCGCUAGAGUACUGAUUCUGAUCCAUAUUUGCCUAUUACCAUCCCCCCAAUGACAUUUUUUAUGGUGGACCGCCAGUAUGUUCGGUUCCCUUUGUUUUGUUUUGUUCCUGCUUCCCUUCCUCAAUGUUGAUCACAUCUGCUUUCUUCCUCCAGUUCUGCUCACUGUCAUAACCUGUCCUUCUAUUUUACUUCCCGUGAAGUUCUGAUACCAAGAGUUUGCUGGGGGUCGCUGGUUGUUGGGGUUAUGUGGAUACAGGAUUAUUGAAAUAUGAGUCUUAUCAACAUUUUCUUUUAUUCCAACUCUUUUUAACAAAGAGUGGUACAAUGUCCUUAAACUUUUAAAGCUGCCUUCUUACAUGCCUGAGUAGAUAGAGCCUGAUUGAUGGAUUGAUGGAGAUUCCGAAUCUGAUCCACAGAUCACUUCCUAGGCCUUCUUCCAGUGGCUUAUUUCGCUCAUUUCUUAUUUUUCUUUGCUUCAGCUAUUUUUCUUGCUUGAGCAAUGUGCUAUGCUUCUUCAUGUCUCUGGCAUGAUUUUAGGGACAGGUACGACUGAGAAGUAGCAUAUGCUGGUGCUUUGGAAUGGAACAAAUGGGUCUAUUCAAGGAUGUUAGGAUGUCAUUUUGUCAUAGAAUCUUGCCAUUUAUCCAUUGAUCUUCACAUAUUUUCCCUCUCAUUACGGUGUGUUUUCUUGCUUGGCUGAUUGUUCACAAAAUCAAGUUUUUGUUGUUUUCUGCCACCGAAAGCGAAAAUCUUACUUAAUAAUUGAUAGGACCCUGCAUCUUGGCAGGCAAACACAACAAAACUACGGAGAUGGAGACGGAAAUAGAAGAUUAAACGAUAGGAAAAGCAGUUUGGGCUCUGACGAACCCUAGAGUCAGUGGGGACGUUCUAGAGCCCCCCUGCUCUCCUUCAGCUGCAGCUGCCCAAGAAUAAUCCUUUGAUACCCCUGAGCCCUAAUACCUCUUUCCCUUUUGUGAGGAAAAGACCUAGCUGCCCUUCAUUAAAUUCUCACUAGAAAGGAUUGUUUUGUCCCUUUGAGGUGAGGUGCUGGGCCCCCUUUGUGCACCCCUUCUAUCUAUGCCUACAGUAAGUUGGCCCAUUGGUGACCUAACAAUAGUCACCUAGAAGAGCCAUAUUGUUCAUUUCUAAUGGCCAUUUGGGUGUAUUUGAUAUAUUAUAUAAAUGACUUUUCUAGUUUUAUUGAAUGUUUAUGCAGGCUCAUUAUAUAAAAGAUAGACGUAGCAGCACUGCAAGGGCUGUUUUUGCCUUGCAAUCUUCGUAUAAAUGGGCCUUAAGUGGCACUCCCCUUCAGAAUCGUGUUGGAGAACUUUACUCACUGGUCUGUAAAUCACGCACUUUUUAAUUUAAAACUCCAAUGUGUUUGUUUGGCUACUUGGCUGAUUUUAUCUUAUGUACCAUGCAGAUUCGUUUUUUGCAAAUCAAGCCUUACUCGUUUUAUUUCUGUAAGGAUUGUGACUGUAAGAUACUUGACUAUAGGUAAGCUUUUUGAUGUCUUCGAUUGAUUCCUGAAAUUCUUGUUGGUUAGACACUAACUGAUGCAAAUUCUCUUAUCAAUCAUAAAUACCAUGUAAGCUAUGGUUAUCAAAAACUUUUAUCCAUCAAGAAUUCUUUUGUUCACCAUAUUUUUCUUCCAGAAUAAAGGUUCUCUGGUGUUCCAGUUGAUAAUGUAAUUGCAAUAGAAUACCUACUGCGUUCUUCUUGUUUUUAAGAUGUCAAUGUUAUGUAUGAGGCAUUGUGAAAAGAAAUGGUGUGGGGCACUUUGGAUGAACUGUGGGUAAUCCGUCUGAUGUUCUGCUCCUUUUCAUUUAAGAUGUAAGUCGCCAGGGAACACUAUGUGGUCUGUGUAUCGAAUUUUAUUCGUUCUCACUUGAACCUGCAUUAAGAUAUUUUGGAAGGUUUGGCUUACUGCUUUCUUUCCAGUGGGCAGCUUCAAAAUUAUUGUUCAUGUCAAAUUAGCUCAUUUUGAUUAAAGUCUCCUGGUAUGUGCUGAAAUUGGCCAUAGUCCAAUGAAUUUCGAGGGUAGGAAUCAAAUCUGGCUUAAUAAUGUCAAACUUUUUUGUGGUUGAUGCCUAACCAAGUUGGGUGAUGAACUGCAAGAUAGGACACGGUUUGAUCAACUCACUUUGUCCUUCAUGAGUCAGUCUUUCUGCCCCACCUCUAGCUCGUCAGGGCUUAAAUUUGGCCGUUUUUAUCGCUGAAUUACAAAACAUUGAGAUCAAAUGCAAGUGCUGCUUUUUGCGGGAUCAAAACCUCUUCCAUCUUCUUAAUUUCGCCUGUCUGAGUUUGGUAUGGCUGUCGAAAAUGCAAGCUGAACAGCUUAUAUGUUUCCUUUUUUUGUGACCAAUCUCUAAACGUUGAGAGCGAUUGGCAGAGUAGGCGCAUUAAGGUUCUACACUCCACCCGAGGUUAUUUUCCCACUGGCAUACCCUUUUUUGACUAGGAAAAAAAUCCUGCAGAAAAGUGGUAUAAAAGUGCGACAUUUGCAGAAACAAUUGGGAGCUUUUAUGUGCAACUUGUUGCUAUAUUUAAAACUUGACUAAUUAGUCAUCAUUAUUUUGUAUGCCAAGUUUUGGAAACCUGUGCACAAAGUUGAGGGUUUUUAUGACAGUCUGGAGUAGAACGUAAUUGAACAUAAGGCAUACAGCAAAUAAUAGUUGAAUAUGAAUUAAAAUUCGAAACUUUUGCAUUCAAGGAAUUUUAAUCAAUAAUUGGAAUGUGCAACACUGCAUGUAAUAAGUCAUUAUUGAUGGCAGGUAGAUGGGCAUUUCAAUUAAUUUUAUUGAUACAACCGCAGGAUUUGUCAUUAAUUACGAUUAGAAAUUUGAGACUUCGGCACUGUUGAAGAAAUUGGUGUCAAGAAACAGCAUGUUGGGUGACUAUCCCCUGUACCAUCGAUCUGAUUCUUAUCCAUUUGGAUGAGACUGUUUUUUUACUUAGGUCGUUGGAUGACACUGUUUCUGGAACCCAUGCUAAGCAUUAUUUCCAUAGAGGUGUCUGCAUCUAGCUGCAAUCAAUGCAUGAUUGUGUGAAUUGGGUCCUGCUAGAAGGUAGGAAAGUAAAUGAUAGGAGUCCGAAUCUGCGGUGCAAUAAUUUUAGGAAAUGGAGAUCGAAAAUACCAGAAAAGGGGGGAGAUUGGGUUCCAGAAGGAACUCUGUUCCAGUUCGUGGUAACCGUUCGAGAGGACCACCUCUCUCCUCCACAAGCUGCUACCUGCCCAAAAUCACGUCCUGCUUCCUCUCGUAACUAACCCUAAUAACCCCUUUCUCCCCACAAAACAUUGACCUAAUUACCCAUACUUAACCCUCCUGUCCCAAUUACUUAAGAGCUCUUAGCUUAGGCUCUCUUUCUAGGCCUUAAGUUAGGCCUGUUAGGCCCCUAUGGGUCUAAUAUUGUCCUCCUAUUCUUCAGGUGUAAACCCGACCCAUUGGGCCAAUUGGGGGGUCUAACAGUAAACUGUUUGAUAGAUUUGACUUCUCAUUGAAGUAAAUUUUGGCUAGAAGUGGGAUGCAAGUUGCAUCUGCGAGUUGACAGCAUGACUAGUGUGAGGGUUCUGUAGUGGUUCAUCCAUCACAUUUAGUAAAAUAAUAUCUUCAAGUUUCAUGGUGGCCUGAAACAAGGGUUUAAGAGGCUGAGAAGAAAGAUUCUGAGUAUAGAUCCUAUUCUCCCUAAAACAGUUAGUGUAUUGGAUCCUGAAGGUUAAUUAAAGAUCAAACAGAAGAUGUUGCGGCUAUCUUGGUGUCAGUCAUUGAGUACAUACAAAUGACGCAUGAACUAAUAUGAUUUGUUGUGGCUCAUGAUUCGUAUUCAAAAUGUGAUUUUGAAUGUGUUUAAGUAUGGGAGAUGUAUUAUGGUCACAAGACCAACUGCCUGUGAACAAUCACGUGCAGGAUGAUAAUGAAGCGUGUAGAAAUUUCUCACCAUAUCUAGAGGGAAAUUUAUUAUAGGAGGAGAUCAUCUAUUCCUAGAUUUGAGCAAGGUAACCAUGAGAGACUUCAACGCUAAGUUUGAGGGAGAGGUAAAUGGAACCUGGUGGCUGUAAGAAGGCUCUUUUGUGUCUUGACCCAAUGAUGUUGACCUGAAAUUCAUCCAUCGGGAUACAUGCGUCUAUUAUCAGCAUAAGAUGUUGUAUGCUGUUUAUUGAACUCAUAUCCCUAUUGAGUAAUUUGUUGAACCUAAUUUUACGUUAUUAUUCUCUUAAUGAAUAUUGCGGGGAUGCUGGUCUGAUGAUACAGUAGAUUCCCAUUAGCUGGGCACAUCCUUGAGUUCUUAUAUCAUGGAGGGGAGAUGACUAUGUGCAAUGUCCGUUCUUAAAUUUAGCCUCAAUUCCCAAUGAUCCGGUUUUAUAUGUAAGAAUUUAGAUUUCUUCAUACUUUUACCAAGAAAGCUCGUUUUCAAUGUUCUGGCUUGUUGUUUGUAAGUUUUCUAAAUCAUAUUGUAUGUGACUGGGUAAUUAUACUUAUCUGAUAUGGGUCUUGUCCAUGUGGCGGAAUUAAUGUGGAUUGUGCAAAAUAUUAAAUUUAUUUUCUUAAUUGUUUGGUUUUUCUGCAUUAUGCCAUAUCCAACUUAAAUACACUCUUGAAAAAGCUAUCUAGCUUGUGGAUUGUAGUUUUUUCAUUUAUUUGUAUUUUGUUGACAUUUUUGCAAUUCGUCUCUUGUUUGUUAAUUUUGUCUGCAUAUAUGAUGCUUAUGUUCUUGGUAACAAAAUUGGUCAUCUCAUUGGGAUAUUUCAGUACUUCUGUGCACUGUGAAAAUUGUGCUCAUGGGUCAGCAAGACAUUUUUGCUGGUGGAAUAGAGUAAGUCACGUAAUAUUUCUAAGAAUGUGCUUGAGGAACUAGAUGUUACUGUGCUGGUGUCUUCCUAAUAUUCUACCUUCUCCUAUUAGUAUAUAACUAAACCAAUACAAACCAAGGGACAUUUGAUCGAGGGAAAAAGAGCUAUGAUUCUGCUGAAGGAGAAGCUAUUGAAAAGCAUUGUGCUAAGACGUACCAAGAAAGGCAGAGCAGCAGACCUAGUUCUGCCGCCAAGAAUUGUAAGUACAAGGAUUCAUAACACCAUCUGCAUAUCUGCUCUCAAAAACUUGAGCUUUUUUUACUUCUCUGUAAUAUAUACUUCGAGCGUAACAUCAUAAUUUUUUGUUUAGGUUUGUUUAAGGCGAGAUGCUUUGGAUAGCAAUGAACAUGAAUUUUAUGAAGCCUUGUAUACACAAAGUCAGACUCAGUUUGGCACGUAAAUACAUCUGGCCUAUCUUAUUUAUUUUCUUCUUUUUGUAGCAUGGGGUAAACAUGAUCUUUAUAAUUUGUUCUUUUAUUUGAAAAUGUCUUCCGUUUAUCUCCAUAUUAUGUUUCAACAGAGGUGGUGAUUAAUGGGCAUUUUGUUUGGAGGUGGGCAUUUGUGUCUAGUGGUUUAUUUUUUUAUUGGAACGUGACCAACUCUUUCAGGUUAUAUAAUGCUUGGUCAAAUUUUAUGAAGAACUGCAUUGAUGGUCUGGGGAAAAUGUAGGAUUCCUUAUGACUGGGACCAAUGCAUACUGGAAUGUUUUGACUUCGUGCACGGUUAAGUUGUUUCUGGAGACUGUACCCUGAGUAUCUGACGACGCUCAUUCCACGACACAUAUCUGCCUGUGAAUUGAUGUAUCUUUGUUAGGGUUUGGAGAAUAAUUAAAGUACCUUCGUAUCCCCAGUCUGUUGAAAAAUUACUGGCAAUAAGUUAAUGAAAUAAAAAGAAAUAAUCUCAAGUUAAUCUGAUACUUUGCCUUGAAGCUUUCAACCUGACAUCUAGAUAUCAGGACCUCAGUCCGUGAAUUUUACCAGAAUCCUGGUGGCGUGAUUCUACCAGAAUGAAACAUCCAGGAUGAGUGAAUUUACAUUCCACUUAUCUAAAAACGUUUUGAAGAGUUAUAGAGGAAAACAGAUGGGAUGUUGACAUAUCAUUGACCUUCGGAUUAAAAAUAAAAGAAAAUUCAUAUCAAUUUUAGACAAAUCUUGUGGAGUAUUUCUUUAAGAAAUAACCGUCCACACAAUGACGUCUAUGUAGUUUGAAAGCUUUCCGCAUUUGAACUAGGCACUGACAACUACUUUCAAAAGAAAAGAUCCACUGGUUACUAAAAAGAUACUUGAGAUCAAAGCAUUGAGCACAUUUUUCCUCGGAAAGCAAAUCUAUUACCAUCAAAAUUAAGUGAUAAUAUCUAAACAAGUAACUAUCUCACGAAAUUCUUUUGAAAUGCGACGUAUUGUAGAAACUGUUUGCUUAACGUGAUAAAAACUAUUUAGUACAUCCGAUUGACCCUGAGACUCCUCUUCUUUUUUCCUUUCAGCUUCCUAAGUUUUGGUUAAAUAUCCUAUGGUAUGCUUGAUGAAUGAUAACCUGUAUGCGGCUAUCUUCCAUAAUUAGACCAUUUAAUCUCAUUAUCGAUUCUUUUUUUUUUCGUUGUAUUUUUUCGGAUGCCAUCUCUUCCUUCAAUGGCACAGUGCCACCCAAAGUUCUGAAAUGGGUAUUCGGGGUGAAAUCGGUCCUUUUUUCAUUCUUGCCCUUAAAUACAGAGGAAUGAAGUUUCUUGUCCGUUGAUCUUGUGAAUUUCUCGAUUGGCUAUCCUCAUGAAAAAUUCUAGAAUUAGAGAUAGGAACAGCAAGUAGUCUCAAGUUGCUGCGGACUUUCAUGGAAUCACAAACCAUGGAGAUCCCAUUAAUGUGACAAGUUAUUUGAUAGCAGUUAUAUGUGGCUAGCUUUCAUAUUGAUCUUGAUUACCUUUGAAACAUUGACCUCUUCGAUCACAUUCCUUUUUAUUAGUACCAAACGAAUGGCCAUGAGCAUGUCUAUUUACAUUAGACGUAUUGAAAUUCUUUACUUCCUGUAGUUAAGAUGCAUGAAUUAUUCGUUUCCUUUUGCAGUUACGUUUCUGCUGGAACCUUGAUGAACAAUUAUGCUCAUAUCUUUGAUCUUCUUACAAGGUUGCGUCAGGUCUGAUAUCAAUCACUUUUAAUCAUGAAAAAUGGUUUCUGCUCAUGUAUCUAUAUAUUUUUUCUUGUCAUUAGGGUCUAUUGAAUUUUUCAUGCUUAAUCUUUUUGAAGUCAUCAUCAACUGUUUGGCAUGUAUUCCAAUCAAAUUUUAUUACGAUUGUUGAAUUAGGAAUGAUGUAAUAUUCAUUUUACACAUGCUUGAAGAUCAUUGUGCUAGAUAAAAAAAAAUUAGGGAGAGUUUAAGGCAGUUGAACUGUUCAAUGCCUGCAAGUUCUCUGCUGAUCGGUAAAUUUCUUGUGUCAUUUACCUUCGACUAUACUUCAUCCUGCAAAUGUGUUGUUGUUUAACUGCAGGCUGUUGAUCAUCCAUAUCUCGUCGUCUAUUCAAGAACUGUUGAUGCGCCAAAUGAAAGCAAUGAAAAUACUUCUGCGGGCUAUUGUGGCAUUUGCCAUGAUCCUGCUGAGGAUCCAGUGGUGAGAUCUUAUUUUUUCUGGUUUUACAUUGAUUACUUAUGCGGAGAUAGUGGGUUCUUUCUCUUAACCACUCUCUUUCAACUUCAGGUUACCUCCUGUGAUCAUUCUUUCUGCAGAGCUUGCUUAUUGGAUAUCACACCAGCUCUCAGAACUGUCUCAUGUCCAUCAUGUUCAAAACCUCUUACGGUUGACUUGACGACAGCUAACUCAGGGGAAAAGCGGGCCGAAAACAGUAUCAUAGGUUUUAAACAUUCGAGUAUCCUGAACCGAUUAAAUAUUCAAAAGUUCAAAACUAGCACCAAGAUUGAUGCUCUGGUACUAUUUUCCACCCUUCUGGAUUUAUGGAGAAUGCGUUAAAUUCUAUUCUCCACUAUUUGGAUUUGAAGACGUUGUUUUUCGUUUUUUUUUCGUACAUUGUUCUUGUUUCAUGCUUGUGAAUCAGAAUCCUCUCAAUGGUGAAUGCAUCUAUGAUUCAAUUGCCACACUGGAUGUGAUCCAUAAUGUCCAAUCGUUAACAUUCAGGCUAUGACUCUGCCAUACCUUAUGAUCCGUGUGGACAGAACAGGUUGACUUGUGUAUAUAUGAUAUCCUUGGUGAAAUAAUCCUUGUUGUUUUCUGUUUCUGCCUAUUUUUUAAAAUGUACCGGCUAGAUGGAGAGACUUUUUCACUUAUCAUAAAGCUAUUUCAGUUCAUUGCCAGUUUUUACCUGAGCUUUGGAUGCUGCUGGAGAGUCGUUAGACAGUGUUAGUCAACUGAACGACGAGCCCUGGCUUCAAUGCCACAUACCAUCUACUUCUGCUGGAACUAAGUAUUGCUAUCUCUGUGAUUUCGAGUUCCCAAAAUGGCCCACUAUUUUCAAGUUGUGUUGGAUCUUGUUCUCUUCUCCACUGACAUAUAACUUGCUAAUGAGUCUGUUUUCCUUUUGAGCAAUGUUGUCUACUCAUGUUUCACAGAUUAAAAACUUUUAAAAUAGUUUCAACUUUCAGUCUCUGAAACUGUUUUCUUUUCUUAAAAUGAAGCCGCAUGCUUCCUGCUUUGUGAUUUGUGCUGGCUAGUCUGCAUAGAGGAGCAAGAAGUUCUAUGCUUCCUGGUGAUUUGGAUCGUUCUUGAUACCUACCAGUAAAUGACGGUUUGCUUGGAGGGAAAAAAAAAAACAAAAAACAAAAAACAUACACUUAGAUUGACUUUGCUUCUAUGCUUAAUAAUACUUGUUUGAAAAUCGUCGUGAAAGCCCACAUUGUCUGGGAUCUCUUCCAUUUUCUGCCUAAUUUUAGGAUAUAUACAAAACAGCCCUGUGCAAGAAAAGUCGAAGCUGAUCUUUGGCUGUCUAGCCGAUUCUGUAGUUCUUGUGGAUCAUCCGGUUGGAGUAUGGUAAGCUCAAUGGAUACAAAGUUAGAAAAAAAAUCGUCAAAAAGGAAAAGCCAGAGCAAUCACAUGAUGAUAGAUAUGCUCCUUUUCUCCAUCAAAAAGGGAUCAGUCUUCUCUCCCUCGGGUGAUCACUUUGGAUUUGUUCUUGUUUCACUUUAGUUUCUAAUUCAAUCAACAGCAAAUAAUUUUCUCCAUCUACAUAUAGACUGAGGGUCUUGUUUUAAAAAUCCUUUAAAAUCUUUAUAUUUUAGAUUUCUUCUCUCUCGCGUUGCAGAAAGAGGAGAUAAUGCUCAUGGCUGAGGCUGAUAGCUCAGCGAAAGGAAUAGUAUUCAGUCAGUUCACAUCUUUCCUGGAUCUCAUAAAGUACUCCCUGGUGCUGGUACCCCCCGACCACCACCACCCUCCCAAUCUAUUUAUUUAUUUAUAUAUUCAUUCAUUCAUUUAUGUAAUUAUGUAUUUGUAUGUUUUUUUGGCAGUCUGGGGUGAGCUGUGUUCAGCUGGUGGGAAGCAUGAGCCUUGCAGAGAGGGAGAGGGCGAUCAGCUCCUUCACUGAGGACGCGGACUGUAAGAUCUUCCUCAUGAGCUUGAAGGCUGGUGGGGUCGCCCUCAACCUCACAGUCGCCUCUCAUGUAAAUAACUGUCUGCCCCCCCCCCCUCUCUCGGUCUCCUUCUCCACGGUGGUCCCCACCUUGAAAUGGUCUUUCAUGGCAGGUGUUCCUGAUGGACCCCUGGUGGAACCCGGCGGUGGAGCGCCAGGCCCAGGACCGGAUCCACCGGAUCGGGCAGCACAAGCCGAUCAGGACCGUCAGAUUCCUGAUCGAGGACACGAUCGAGGAGAGGAUCCUGCAGUUGCAGAAGAAGAAGGAGAUGGUCUUCGAAGGGUGGGUCAAAAUAUACUACCAUCUGCCCCCUACUACCACCCCCGCUUCAACCACUCACUGUGGAGAGGAGAACGGGGUAAUCAAUCUGACGUUGACCGUGGUGGGACAGGACGGUGGGCGACUCCGCGGAUGCCAUGGCGAAGCUGACUGAGGAGGACUUGAAGUUUCUCUUCCAGAACUGA
Molecule: messenger RNA, 11277 nt
Organism: Spirodela intermedia
Lineage: Eukaryota; Viridiplantae; Streptophyta; Magnoliopsida; Alismatales; Araceae
Source: the annotation of a GenBank genome assembly